UCACACUUUAUUGAACUUUGGAUAACUUUAAUUUUACCUGCCAAAGACUCAAGAACCUUUGAGGCUUAAAGGAUAAACUAUCAUCUACAAGCUUUGAGUCGACCAUCCCUUCAGCAGCCAUGGGUGCAUUUAUUGCCAAGAUGCUGCUCCCUACAGUCAGCAGCCUGGUGUUCCUGCCUACAGCCAGCGUGGCCGCCAAGAGGGGCUUCCACAUGGAGGCCAUGGUCUACUUUUUCACCAUGUUCUUCACUGCGAUCUACCAUGCAUGUGAUGGGCCAGGUCUCUCCAUCUUGUGUUUCAUGAGAUACGACAUCCUGGAGUACUUCAGCGUUUACGGCACUGCACUCUCAAUGUGGGUCACACUUAUAGCUCUGGGUGACUUUGAUGAACCCCAGCGCUCCACUAUGACUAUGUUUGGAGUGUUAACCAUCGCUGUGAGGAUCUACCAGGACCGCUGGGGCUACGGGAUCUACUCCGGGCCAAUCGGAUCAGCUGUCUUCAUCAUUACUGUCAAAUGGCUGCAGAAGAUGAAGCAGCUGAGGGCGGUUUAUCCGGAGAAGACAGUGUACACGCAGCAGGUCGGUCCAGGCUGCUGCUUCGGUGCUCUCGCUCUAAUGCUGCGCUUCUACUUUGAGGAGUGGGACUACGCCUAUGUCCACAGCUUCUACCAUCUGUCUCUGGCUGUUUCCUUCGUGCUGCUGCUGCCAAAGAAGAACCGCUAUGCAGGGACGGGAGAGAACGCUGCUAAGCUCAGCUGCUUCACCCUCUGCUGCUGUACCAUGUCCCCCGGUUCUUCUAAAGAGAAGAAAGACAAGAAAGACAAACCGAAAAAGAAGUCAUCUCGGACUGUGUGGACGGUCCCCACAGAAAAGCCGUGGGCACGAGGCUGUAGCACCCCCACCCUGCCUCUUUAUAACCCCCCUCCAUCCACACCUGUCAAAGGGACCAGUAUCAGCAAGCUCAAAGAGAUGAACGGCUGGAAGUGAACCCAAAAACAUACCUACAUGUCAGUGUGCGUAAUUUCAUGGAGAAGAUCAGGCGUAGAUAGAGGUCAACUGGAAAAUCACCAAAUAACUGACAGAAUGCUGAUAGACUCGUAUAUGGCUGGUAAGUUAAUCUACUUCAGCAGGAAACCAACAAUCAUGUGGAUGUUCCCUUCUACU
Messenger RNA from Maylandia zebra (zebra mbuna), 1163 nucleotides. RefSeq names its product myomaker, myoblast fusion factor (gene mymk). Gene Ontology annotation, cellular component: membrane. The record is from RefSeq and is a predicted model, not a curated record. NCBI's taxonomy places the organism in Eukaryota, Metazoa, Chordata, Actinopteri, Cichliformes, Cichlidae.